GACCUCGGACCGCCCCCUCCGCGCCCGGCACGCCCGGCGCCGCCUUCUGGUCCCGUACCCGGCUCGGCCUCCGCCAGCUCUGGUCACGGCGCGGGCGGCCCCGGAGCCUCUCGGCGAGCGCGGCUCGGUAACAAGUGGCGACGAUGCCGUUCGAGAUCAAGAAGGUGUUCGCCAGCCUCCCCCAGGUGGAGAGGGGCGUCUCCAAAAUCAUCGGCGGCGAUCCCAAGGGCAACAAUUUUCUUUACACCAAUGGAAAGUGCGUCAUUCUAAGGAACAUCGACAACCCAGCCCUUGCUGACAUCUACACGGAGCACGCCCAUCAGGUGGUGGUGGCCAAGUACGCACCCAGCGGAUUCUACAUCGCCUCUGGAGAUGUAUCUGGGAAGCUGCGAAUCUGGGAUACCACACAGAAGGAGCAUCUCCUGAAGUAUGAGUAUCAGCCUUUUGCUGGGAAGAUCAAGGAUAUUGCUUGGACAGAAGACAGUAAGAGGAUCGCAGUGGUCGGGGAAGGAAGGGAGAAGUUUGGAGCUGUCUUCCUGUGGGACAGUGGCUCUUCUGUGGGAGAGAUCACGGGACACAACAAAGUCAUUAACAGCGUGGACAUCAAGCAGAGCCGGCCAUACCGGCUGGUGACUGGCAGUGACGAUAACUGCGCCGCGUUCUUUGAAGGGCCACCAUUCAAGUUCAAGUUCACAAUUGGCGAUCACACCCGCUUUGUCAACUGUGUGCGAUUCUCUCCCGACGGGAACAGAUUUGCCACGGCCAGCGCUGAUGGGCAGAUACACAUCUAUGACGGGAAGACAGGAGAGAAAGUGUGCGCCCUGGGAGGAAGCAAGGCUCACGAUGGAGGGAUUUAUGCUAUUAGUUGGAGUCCUGAUAGCGCCCAUUUGCUUUCUGCUUCCGGAGACAAAACCUCUAAAAUUUGGGAUGUCAAUGUGAACUCUGUCGUUGACACGUUUACCAUGGGCUCCAACGUUCUGGACCAGCAGCUGGGCUGCUUGUGGCAGAAGGACCACCUCCUCAGCGUGUCCCUGUCCGGGUACAUCAAUUACCUGGACAGAAACAACCCCAGCAAACCCCUGCGGGUCAUCAAGGGUCACAGCAAAUCAAUCCAGUGUCUGACGGUGCAUAAAAAUGGAGGCAAGUCCUACAUCUACUCUGGGAGCCACGAUGGACACAUUAAUUACUGGGAUUCAGAGACUGGGGAGAACGACUCCUUUGCUGGGAAAGGCCACACGAACCAAGUGUCCAGGAUGACCGUGGACAGCGCUGGGCAGCUGGUGAGCUGCAGCAUGGAUGACACAGUGCGGUACACCAACCUGACGCUGAGGGACUACAGUGGACAGGGCGUCGUGAAACUGGAUGUCCAACCAAAGUGCGUGGCUGUCGGCCCCGGAGGCUAUGCCGUGGUCGUGUGCAUCGGGCAGAUCGUCCUGCUGAAGGAUCAGAGGAAAUGCUUCAGCAUCGAGAACCCCGGCUAUGAGCCUGAAGUCGUGGCUGUGCACCCCAGCGGUGAAACGGUGGCUGUUGGGGGUGCGGACGGGAAUGUCCGCCUGUACUCCAUCCUGGGCACCUCACUGAAAGACGAGAGCAAGCUCCUGGAGGCCAAGGGUCCCGUGACCGAUGUGGCGUAUUCCCACGAUGGCGCCUUCCUUGCCGUGUGCGACGCCAGCAAAGUGGUCACUGUCUUCAGCGUUGCUGAUGGCUACUCGGAGAACAAUGUUUUUUAUGGACACCAUGCAAAGAUUGUCUGCCUGGCCUGGUCACCGGACAACGAGCACUUUGCCUCUGGUGGCAUGGACAUGAUGGUGUACGUCUGGACGCUGAGUGACCCCGAGACGAGGGUCAAGAUCCAAGAUGCACAUCGACUCCACCAUGUCAGCAGCCUGGCCUGGCUGGACGAGCACACGCUGGUCACGACCUCCCACGAUGCCUCUGUCAAAGAGUGGACAAUCACCUACUGAGGACCCCUCCUUUGGACAGACCGAAUCAGGGACUAGAGUCUAACCGCAGCAGAACACAUCUAAAUAUCCUGUAACGUGCCCCUGCACCCCCACCCGGCUCAGGAGGGAGGGGGCCUCAUGAUUGCCCCCGUCUCUCUGCAGGGUGUUCGUGUCUGUACACGUCCUUCUGAAAGCUUUAGACAGUGACGGUUUGCACAUGAGAAAUAAAGCAAGCGCUUAAACAAUGUGUGGAGCCUAACUAAAAUCCACCACCUAGCCCAGCCCAAGUGCAGAACAUUCCAGAGGCGGAGCCUCGAGAGCACACAGACUGCGCCCCGUGGCUCUGCAGCCCUGCAAGAGGCCUGGUCCCCUUCCCUGCCUGCAGAGCGGCUGUGCAUGGGAGAGGCGGCGCAGCCGCGGCAGUUCAGAGCCGGAGGGUGGUGGGUGUCCAGACGCUGCCCGCCUGGAGCGCGUGCAGCGCCGUAUGGCCGCCUCCAGAGCAGAUGGGGCACACGCACAUGAAUUGUAUUUCACUGUCGGUUUUUGUGCUCAAUUUUAAGAAUGGAAUCAUGGAAUUCUUUUUUUCAUUCUUUUUUUUAAAUGUAUCUCAACCGUUUACUGUCAGUGUUUACAAGCUAGCGCGUCCAGGGUGCUGUUCCCAGGUGUUUAGAGCCCUUGUUAGCCAGGUUAAGGCAUCUUGCCACCACCUCACCAUCAUGCUUUGAUGUGUUCCUGUCUUUCUUCGCCCCUUCUGCCCCCCAAGAGCAAAGAUUAAUGAAGUCACGGUAAAAUAAGCUGUCAUCAUUGUCACCGUCUUUUAAUUUUCCAGUGCAGAAAUUAAAAGUAAGUAUAAAGCAUGGUGACUGGGAGUUUUUUUGUGUGUGUCGGAAUCACUGGUAAAUGUUGGCUGAGAGCAAUCCCUCCCGUUGCACUUGUGGAAAUACUUUUGAGCGCUUUAAGAGACUCGACAAAUAAUUAAAUAUCUUUUCUCUUCA
Messenger RNA from Manis javanica (Malayan pangolin), 2938 nucleotides. RefSeq names its product WD repeat domain 1 (gene WDR1). Gene Ontology annotation, biological process: actin filament depolymerization; locomotion; sarcomere organization. Lineage: Eukaryota; Metazoa; Chordata; Mammalia; Pholidota; Manidae. Gene Ontology annotation, molecular function: actin filament binding. The record is from RefSeq and is a predicted model, not a curated record. Gene Ontology annotation, cellular component: cortical actin cytoskeleton.